Messenger RNA from Darwinula stevensoni, 1897 nucleotides. Lineage: Eukaryota; Metazoa; Arthropoda; Ostracoda; Podocopida; Darwinulidae. The record is from the annotation of a GenBank genome assembly.
CGGAACUCUACGGCAUGUCCACCAUCGGGUUCUCCACGUUCUCAUUCCGAUUUCAUCAUGGCGGUGGAGGAAAUGCCUGACGUGUCAGCUGAGAGCGGCAAUGAUCCUUCAAGUCCAGAUGUCGAUGCUUCGGCAGGAGUUUCACGAAAAUUCAGCAUGCAGAUACUGAAGGUAAUCCGUGAAUCACAGCAGCAACAUGGACUUCGCCAUGGAGAUUAUCAGCGAUACAGGGGGUACUGCUCAAGACGAAUCAGGAGGCUUCGAAAAGCCCUACAUUUCCCAAAUGAUCACAAGAAAAGGGACUUCAAAAAGAAAGUUGUUACUUCAGAAGUUCUCACUGAUGAGAGGUACAUCUUGAUCCCGUUAGUGACAGCUGAGAGAGCCUGGGCAUAUGGAAUGCAGUUGAAACAAGAAUCAAAUACUGAGCCCAGGAAGAAGUUUCACAUGAUUCGUCGCUUGCGUAAAGCUGCUGCUCAUGCAACAGCUUUGGACCAUCUCUGUGAGAGUCCCCACUGCGGUGCAAUCCUGAAGUUGGAAGCCCAAGCAUAUGCUGCUUGGAUGAAUGGAGUCCUCAAAUUUGAGUUGCAAGACUGGAAAGCUGCAUUGGAGAGCCUCUCCAAGGCCCAGACCAUCUACGAGAAACUUGAGGCCACCAUGCAUGAAGAUGAUCGAGAUAUAUAUAGGGGAAAAUUGAUGGAGUUGCAGCCAAGCCUGCGGUUCUGUGCCUACAAUAUUGGAGAUGAGUCUGCUGCAGCUGAUUUGGUCAAAAUGCGAGAACAGGGCUGUCUGAGUGCUGAUCUCCUCACAGAUAUUGAUGAACUGCUGGCACAAACACGUGAGAAGCAAGCUGCAACCUUGUCUGAGGUGACAUGGCGUGGGCGAACUGUGCCAUUAAAGCAAGAAAAGGUUUCUCUCUGCCUUGUCAGUGUUCAAGAAGGGGAAGCCAUGUUGGAAAAGGCUGAGAACUUGGAGGCUAAGCUCUCCAUAUAUGACAAUCUCCUUGCAGAGUGCAAGGAUGCUUUGCAGAUCCUCAAGGAUGAACUUCGCAAUGAUCCUAGCUUCUCCCGUAGAGUGGAGGGAAGUGCAGUGUCAUCUCUUCACUACUUGCACUCUUAUGUUUCUUUCCUCCGACUCACCAAGACAGUGGAGCGAAGCCGUCUCCUCAUUGAAUCACUUCAAAUCAAUCAGGGUGAGAGAGGAGAUGGGAAGCAGAGCAAGCCACAGGAUUUUAUUCGUCUCUAUGAAGUCAUCAUGCAGAGUCUCACUGAAAUGCAGCAGUUACCUGGCAUUGAAGAAGACCUUGAUACUGUUCAGCAGCUUUCCUCACAAAUACUAGCAUACAAGGCCUUCAGGGCCCAUUACAUGGCAGAGGCAUUGUUUGGAGCCAAGAAAUGGCUGGAAGCCAUGGGGAUGUACCAACGAGCAAAGCAACAUGCUCAGGGUGCUCUUCGAGACAAGAUCGAAGAUGAGUUGAAAAAGAAACUAGAAGAUUUUCUCUUGGCAGCAGAUGCGAAAUGCAUGUCUGCUCAUGCUUACAGUAUUGCUGGUGAUGAGAAUGUUUCUCAGCGUGUUGAAAAUCUUGGUGUGGAUGCAUCAAAGCCCCUCAUUGAUCGAAUGGACUACUACUAUGAGGAUUCAAAGCUGUUGACAAAGAAUCCAAACUUGGUGAAGUUCCCUCCAGACUUCCAGCCCAUUCCAUGCAAGCCACUCUUCUUUGACCUGGCCCUCAAUCAUAUCCAAUUCCCAUCACUGGAGGACAAACUAGAAGCACCCAAAGAGGGAUCCAAGACUGGAAUCUCUGGCUUUGUUCGAGGACUUUGGGGAUGGGGUGGUUCCAAGAAAUAGGCCAUCAUGGAUUGGCUUCUCUUGUUUUUGGAUGGAAUUUUUGGUCUAUAUA